CGUUUCUCGUCUCUUAUUUCAAAGCCCCUUUCUUUCUCUUUUUAUUUACCUAUUCCCUCUGCUCUGCACAUUUCACACAAACUUAGAAAAAGAAGAGAAAAGAGAAAAGAGAGCGAGAGUGAGAUGGGGGGCGGAUUGAGCUCUUCUUCUUUUGUAUAAUGAACUUUCAACCUAAAAAAACACCACUUCUUCUCGGAAGAAGAUGGCAAUUCUUCAUCCCCAACAACACCAUGUUUAUGAUAAUGACAACGACUAUAACCCUUCUUCGUUUUUGCUAGAUGAACUCUACUGUGAAGAGGAAGAGAUAGAUGAUGUUGUGCAAGAAGAGUGUGGUGAGAGUGAGAGUAAUGCUAUAGUUACUCAUUGUAAUGGUGAAAAUCCUUCUUUGUUUCCACUUCUCUUGUUUGAGCAUGACUUUUUUUGGGAGGAUGAUGAGCUUCUCUCUCUCUUCUCGAAAGAACAACAACAACAGACACUUUUCAAUGUGAGUCUUGUGGAGACGGAUUCUCGUCUUUCUGUAGCUCGUAAUGAGGCUGUGGAGUGGCUGCUCAAGGUCAAUGCCCAUUAUGGAUUUGCCACUCUCACUGCAAUUCUGGCCAUUAACUAUCUUGAUAGGUUCCUAUGUGGAUUUGAUUUCCAAAGAGAUAAAGCAUGGAUGAUCCAGCUUUUGGCUGUUACUUGUCUCUCUUUGGCUGCCAAAGUUGAAGAAACUCAAGUGCCUCUUCUCCUAGACCUCCAAGUUGAGGCAGCUAGGUAUGUUUUCGAGGCCAAAGCCAUUCAGAGAAUGGAGCUUCUGGUGCUCUCUGCACUCAAAUGGAAGAUGCAUCUUGUCACCCCACUUUCAUUUCUUGAUCAUAUCAUCAGGAGGCUUAAACUGAAGAAUAAUCUCCACUGGGAGUUUCACAAGAGAUGUGAGCGUCUCCUCCUCAUUGUGGUCUCCGAAUCAAGAUUUGUCAGUUAUCUCCCGUCUGUAUUGGCAACUACGACAAUGAUGCACGUUAUUGACCAAGUCGAGCCUUUGAAUGCCAUUGACUACAAAAACCAGCUUCUGGGUGUUCUCAAAAUAAGCAAGGACAUAGUAAAUGAGUGCUACAGGCUUAUUCUGGAGCUGUCCAACACCAAAAGCAACGCCUAUCAGAAUCAACGCAAGCGCAAGUGUGAGGCAUUCCCUUGCAGCCCCAGCGGUGUGAUUGAAUCUGAGUUCAGUUGUGGGGAAAGCUCAAACGAGUCUUGGACAGUGAACAAGCCACAGGUCUUUUCAUCGCCAGAUCAAAAUAGGGUGUUUAAGAAGAGCAGGGCCCAAGAGCAACAGAUGCCUUCGCCAGUGCCAUCUCUGAAUAGGGUUUUUGUGGACAUUGUUGGCAGUCGUCCCAAUUAAAAAAUCUUUCUCUGUCUCUCUUCGUUUAUAAAUAUUAUAUGAAAAAAACCAAAACAUUUUUGUUUUAUGUAUAAUAAAUUAAGAUCAAGAUCAAA
Mangifera indica (mango) is the source of this 1473-nucleotide messenger RNA. Its product is annotated as cyclin-D3-1-like. Gene Ontology annotation, cellular component: nucleus; cyclin-dependent protein kinase holoenzyme complex; cytoplasm. Gene Ontology annotation, biological process: regulation of cyclin-dependent protein serine/threonine kinase activity; mitotic cell cycle phase transition. The record is from RefSeq and is a predicted model, not a curated record. The coding region runs from base 203 to 1378 and encodes 391 amino acids. Gene Ontology annotation, molecular function: cyclin-dependent protein serine/threonine kinase regulator activity. NCBI's taxonomy places the organism in Eukaryota, Viridiplantae, Streptophyta, Magnoliopsida, Sapindales, Anacardiaceae. The transcript is spliced from 4 exons.